This is a messenger RNA of Cydia fagiglandana, 726 nucleotides long. RefSeq lists its product as uncharacterized. Bases 75 to 443 code for a protein of 122 amino acids. The record is from RefSeq and is a predicted model, not a curated record. The transcript is spliced from 4 exons. NCBI's taxonomy places the organism in Eukaryota, Metazoa, Arthropoda, Insecta, Lepidoptera, Tortricidae.
CCUAACCUAAAACUCUUGAAGUAAACAAGAUAUAUGUUUUGUUAUUUUUAUUAUUUUAUUUACAAAAAUAUAGCAUGUUAUAUGAGGCAUUUAUGGCGGGUACUUGGGCAUCGAUUGGAAGUACCAUAGGAAAAUUAACAGGCACACCAAGUAUAGUUGGCGACGGCUACGUGAUAUGGGCGCUACUCCUAAUCCUGAUGGUAUCGGUCAACACGUGGGGCUGCCGGUACUACCUGCGCUCACUCGAUGCUGCCGACAAUUCCGCAGCACCUACAGUCAUCUCCGCCGCCUCCAGCUACGUGCUAUCGGGUUUCAUCGGGAUAUGUUUCUUCGGAGAGCUAUCUUCUGUACGAUGGUGGGCUGGCGCCCUGCUCAUCGUGAUAGGACUUGCGUUGGUCGCCCGCUCUACGCCGGAAGAUACCAAAGGAAAGAAAGACGAAUAACGAUAUAGAAUUUCAUCGGCAUAGUAACAUGUCAUUUCUGGUGGUGGGCGGACGGCACUUAUCGUUAUAGGAGUGGGGCGCUGCGCUGGUCACAUUUUUCACACCGAAAGUGACCAAAGAAAGGAAGGAAGACGAAUAACAUUUUAUGAGUCGUACUUAGAUGGUUAAGUAAGUACAUAUAGUGUAAGAUACCAUUGUAUAUAAUUAUAGCUUUAUUGUGUAAAUAUUAUACACUUAUUGAUUGUACCUCAAAUAAAAUAAGAUACAUACACACUGGAUAUAA